Molecule: messenger RNA, 1632 nt
Organism: Juglans regia (Persian walnut)
Lineage: Eukaryota; Viridiplantae; Streptophyta; Magnoliopsida; Fagales; Juglandaceae
Product: pentatricopeptide repeat-containing protein At1g62670, mitochondrial-like
Exons: 2
Coding region: 33-1295 (420 amino acids)
Molecular function (GO): mRNA binding; protein binding
Source: RefSeq, a predicted model, not a curated record
UCAAAACAAAAGCGUUCAGAUAAAGAGAAAACAUGGCUUCAGUUGCCAGGGUUUUAGCAUCGUUCUGUGCGAAAAAGGGUAUAGCUUUGAAGCCACAUCCCAUAACAAUCCAACGUUCAUUCUGCGACAUAACACCGAAUCCCAAUCCUCUUCUCGCGAUAUUGCUUAAGGAACCAAGUUCACGAAUUAAAGUUUUAUUAGAUUCAGAGGACUCUUCAGACCUCAAAAGCCUCGGGUAUUCCUGGGACGCACUCCUCACUUCUCUCGGGUCUUUGUCUCCUCAGAAGGCCAAGCUGGUUUUGGAGUGGAGAUUAGAGAAAAUGCUGAAGGAUAAUGUGAGAGACCAUGAUUCCUUCUCUGAGUUGAUGUCCCUCUGUGGAAAUGUUCAGAGUCUCCCUCUUGCCAUGCGUGUCUUUACUUCUAUGGAGGCUCAUGGAGUGAAGCCAACUUCUUCUGUCUUCAAUUCGCUUAUACAUGCUUGCUUGUCUUCAGGUAAUUUAAUGACAGCCCAGAGCUUAUUCGAGAUGAUGGAGAGAUCAGAGGGCUACAAGCCUAAUUCUGACACUUAUGAUGCUUUCAUAUUCGUGUUUUCAAAUUGGGGAAAUGCUGCUGCAAUGCAAGCUUGGUACUCUGCCAAAAAAGCUGCUGGGUUCUCUGCUGAUAUUCAAACCUAUGAAUGUAUGAUUUCGGGUUUUGUUAAAGGAAGAAAUUACGAUGAUGCUGAUAAAUUAUUUAAAGAAAUGACGGUGUCUGGAGUAAUGCCCAACAUACCCAUAUUGGAUAAUAUGCUUGAAGUGCUUUGCAAGUGGAGAAAUUUUGGUCAAGUGAAAGAUUUCAUUAACUUUGUGCUUGAUGGUGAGCGGGAAAUUAGUAGCAGAAUGGCCGAGAGACUUGUGAAGUUUUAUGUCGAAGUGGGGACUGUGGACGAUAUGGAGGAUCUCCUUGUAACUUUGAUGAAUGCCAAUCAAAUUUCCGAGAUUUUGUCACGGGUACACUCUGCGAUCAUAGGGAUGUAUGCAAUGCAAGAUAGAUUGGACGAUGUAGAGUAUUCUGUUGAUAGGAUGUUAAAACAGGACUUAUCAUUCAACAGUCCUGAUGAUGUUGAGAAGGUAAUUUGUUCUUACUUCAGAAGGGCAGCUUAUGACCGGCUAGACGUAUUUUUGGAACAGAUAAAAGAUUAUUACGUGCCCAGAAGGUCGACUUAUGAUUUGUUGAUAGCUGGUUAUCGAAGAGCAGGUUUAUCAGAAAAAUUAGAUAUUGUGAUUGAGCAUAUGAAAUCAACUGGAUUGUCAUAGCAACCUGUAUUGUGUUCAUAGCAAACUGCUAUGAUCUUCAAUGUGCAUCCAUGUGUAGUAGCAUCGGAUGACAUGCAUCCUAAUGCCUUUGUGUCACAAUUCCCGGAUGAAGGAACUGGGCUAUGGGCCCUAGGUCCGUUUAAUGUCAUUUACAAUUUCACACUCGGCAUGUAAUUGGGCCUUAAGAUAGCUAGUGGGACCUGGGCUUUAGUUUUACUCUAUUGUAUGUCUUUAGUUGUGUUAGUCUGACCCCAUGUAGGGAUCAUCUUCUUUAUUUAAGAGCCAAGGGCUCUAGGGUUGAGACAUUCAGAAUAGUUAAUGCAAAUGUUACUUCUUC